Messenger RNA from Tachysurus fulvidraco (yellow catfish), 1228 nucleotides. It is a transcript of the gene c18h19orf53, whose product is annotated as chromosome 18 C19orf53 homolog. The coding region runs from base 67 to 372 and encodes 101 amino acids. The transcript has 3 exons. Lineage: Eukaryota; Metazoa; Chordata; Actinopteri; Siluriformes; Bagridae. The record is from RefSeq and is a predicted model, not a curated record.
ACGCUGUAUUCAUCCGCACUACGCAGUAAAGUAGUACGCAGGCUGCAGCCUCAGGAUAGUGGAGCGAUGGCGCAGGGAAAGCAGAAAUUUAAAGCUCAGCGACCAGGAGGAGCUAAAAAACAACAAAACAAACCGAAAGGACCAAAGAAAGGAGGUCGGAUCAUCGCCCCGAAAAAAACAGCAGUGGUUCAACAACAGAAGCUUAAAAAGGGUCUGGAGGUGGCCAUCAGGAAUAAGAUAGAAGAGGAGGUGACUCAGAAAGCCAGCACCUCUUUACACAAGAGGCUGAGUGUCCUGAAGACCCCUCAGAGAAAAGGAGGAGCAACAGGAAACACCAAAACCUCCAGCACCGCCGCUGCUCCCUCUAAAUAACUCCACCGUACUUCUGCAUGUCGUUCAUACUCCACAUCACGACCGUAGAGCAGGAGAACGUGAAGGCGGCAGUCACACGUCUAGUGUAGGAGACUAGCUUGUAUCAGGAUUUACAGAAAAUGUCUGCUUUUUUUUAGAUGAGAAUAUUCAGCAGUCACAUAAAUAUCGACACGUGCUGAUCAAAAUGUUGUAAACGUGGACCCUUAACACCCCCGCUCAGAUAGACGUGUGCACAGAACAGACUGUAUGUAAUGUGUGUGUGUGUGUCAGAAGAUUCUCAGGGAUGAUAAAUAAAUAUAUAUCCAGGAGUUUUAAGAGAUUUUUGCUGUCAGUUUGUACAGAUAUGAAAACCUGAAAGAACAACUGACUAACAAGUAGAUAAUAAAAGCGUCCAGCACUUCAGGUAAAAUGAAUAAAAUGACAACGUUAACUUUUACAAUCCGGGUUUAUUUAAAGUCACGUUCCCAAUUAAAAAAAAUAAUCGAGCAUGCCGUCAGAUUUCUCUCUCUCUCUCACACACACACAUGUGUGGCUGUAAGUCGUUCAGAACAGAAUGUCUUUAACGGUAAAACAAAAGUAGGCACUUUUGACCAAGACAGUGCUGUGGUUAAACUCAGGUGAGUGCUCUCACACUUAGUAUUGUUUAUUUUAUUUCUAUGUUAUGAACAUCAGAGGCAAAAAAAACAAAAAACGUUUGUUGUGCAUUCAGUUAUAUUUUAAAAAAAACCUGUUCAGUUCCAGUUUCUCUGGAAUUCCCAGUAAAUGUGUUAGUGUGUUGUCUUUUGUUUUGAGGGAUGAGAUUUCACCUAUUUGCAUAAAAAUCUGCCCAAACUAUAAUAAAAGCAAAAACAAACAG